Messenger RNA from Physeter macrocephalus (sperm whale), 3024 nucleotides. It is a transcript of the gene CNTN6, whose product is annotated as contactin 6. The transcript has 21 exons. The coding region runs from base 154 to 3024 and encodes 956 amino acids. NCBI's taxonomy places the organism in Eukaryota, Metazoa, Chordata, Mammalia, Artiodactyla, Physeteridae. Gene Ontology annotation, cellular component: axon; plasma membrane. Gene Ontology annotation, molecular function: cell-cell adhesion mediator activity. The record is from RefSeq and is a predicted model, not a curated record. Gene Ontology annotation, biological process: brain development; axon guidance; cell-cell adhesion.
CGUUUGAGCCGUCCUAUUUUUACCCAGGAACCACAAGAUGUUAUUUUUCCUUUGGAUUUGUCAAAGUCUGAAAUCAUCCUGAAUUGUGCUGCUAAUGGUUACCCUUCACCCCAUUAUAGGUGGAAGCAAAACGGCACCGAUAUUGAUUUUACCAUGAGCUAUCACUACAGGUUGGAUGGAGGCAGUUUGGCAAUCAGUAGCCCCCGCACAGAUCAAGAUAUUGGCACGUACCAGUGCCUGGCCACCAACCCUCUGGGAACAAUUGUGAGCCAGAAGGCGAAGCUCCAAUUUGCAUAUAUUGAAGACUUUGAAACCAAAACAAGAAGCACAGUGUCCGUCCGAGAAGGUCAAGGUGUGGUGCUUCUCUGUGGUCCACCGCCACACUUUGGAGGUUUAUCUUAUGCGUGGACUUUCAAUGAUAACCCCUUAAAUGUCCAAGAGGACAACAGGCGGUUUGUCUCACAAGAGACAGGAAACUUGUACAUUGCCAAAGUGGAGCCAUCAGAUGUUGGCAACUACACUUGCUACAUAACAAACAAAGAAGCCCAGCGAAGUGUUCAAGGACCACCCACUCCAUUAGUGCAGCGUACGGAUGGUGUGAUGGGGGAAUAUGAACCAAAGAUUGAAGUGCAUUUUCCUGAAACUAUUCAAGCUGCAAAGGAUUCAUCUAUAAAACUGGAAUGCUUUGCCCUUGGAAAUCCAGUCCCUGAUAUUAGUUGGAGGAGACUGGAUGGAAGCCCGUUGCCUGGGAAAGUCAAGUACAGCAAAUCCCAAGCUAUCCUUGAAAUCCCAAACUUUCAACAGGAAGAUGAAGGCGUCUAUGAGUGUAUUGCAAGUAACCUUCGAGGAAGAAAUCUUGCAAAAGGUCAACUCAUUUUCUAUGCCCCUCCAGAAUGGGAACAAAAAAUCCAAAAUACAUACCUGUCCAUCUAUGACAGCUUGUUUUGGGAAUGCAAAGCUAGUGGAAAGCCAAACCCUUGGUACACGUGGUUAAAGAAUGGUGAACGCCUCAAUCCAGAGGAAAGAAUUCAAAUAGAAAAUGGGACACUUAUCAUAACUAUGCUGAAUGUGUCAGAUUCUGGUAUCUACCAAUGUGCUGCAGAAAACAAAUAUCAGAUAAUUUAUGCAAAUGCAGAAUUGAGAGUAUUAGCCUCAGCUCCUGAUUUCUCCAAAAAUCCCAUUAAAAAAAAUUCAGUUGUUCAAGUUGGUGGGGAUAUUGUGAUCGAAUGCAAACCGAAUGCUUUCCCUAGGGCCGCCAUCUCCUGGAAAAGAGGAAUGGAGAGCCUGAGACAAAGCAAAAGAGUGUUUAUCCUGAAGGAUGGCGGCCUCAAGAUACAUAACGUUACCAGGUCGGAUGCCGGAUCAUACACUUGCAUAGCUACAAAUCAGUUUGGUGUUGCCAAGAACACUGGCAGCCUAGUUGUAAAAGAGAGGACUGUUAUUACCGUGCCACCUUCCAAAAUGGAUGUUACAGUUGGCGAGAGUAUAGUCCUACCCUGCCAGGUGUCCCAUGACCCCUCCAUUGAAGUUGUAUUUGUAUGGUCUUUCAAUGGAGAUGUCAUAGACUUAAAAAAAGGAGUGGCUCAUUUUGAGAGGAUUGGAGGAGAAUCUCUUGGGGAUUUGAUGAUAAGGAAUAUUCAGUUAAAUCAUUCAGGAAAAUAUCUAUGCACAGUAAAAACAACUCUCGAAAGUUUAUCUGCUGAAGCUGAUAUCAUUGUGAGGGGUCCCCCAGGUCCCCCAGAAGAUGUAAGAGUGGAACACAUUUCCAGUACUACUUCUCAACUAAGCUGGAGACCAGGCUCAGAUAAUAACAGUCCCAUUCAAAUAUUUAGUAUUCAGGCUCGGACACCAUUUUCUGUGGGCUGGCAGGCUGUUUCUACAGUUCCAGAAAUUCUCAAUGGUAAGACAUACAAUGCAACAGUGGUUGGUUUGAGUCCUUGGGUGGAAUAUGAGUUUCGUGUUGUUGCCGGGAAUAGCAUUGGGAUUGGAGAACCAAGUAAACCAUCAGAAGUGUUAAGAACCAAAGCAUCAGUCCCUGUCGUGGCACCAACAAACAUCAAAGGAGGUGGAGGAAGUCGGUCUGAACUCGUCAUUACGUGGGAGUCAAUUCCAGAAGAACUACAGAAUGGAGAGGAAUUUGGAUACAUCAUCAUGCUGCGGCCAGUUGGCUCAACAACAUGGACCAAGGAAAGAGUACCAUUUGUAGAAUCGUCAAGGUUUGUUUACAGAAAUGAAAGCAUCACCCCCCUCUCUCCCUUUGAAGUCAAAGUGGGUGUAUAUAAUAAGAAAGGAGAAGGAGCCCUGAGUACCACGUCCAUUGUGUACUCCGGGGAAGAUGAACCUCAACUGGCCCCAAGGGGAACUUCUGUUCAAAGUUUUUCUGCUUCGGAAAUGGAGGUUUCAUGGAAUGCUAUUGCCUGGAAUAGAAACACUGGAAGAGUUCUGGGCUAUGAGGUCUUAUACUGGACAGAUGACUCCAAAGAAUCCGUGAUUGGUAAAAUUAGGGUCAGUGGAAAUGUCACAACCAAAAACAUCACAGGGCUGAAAGCUAACACCGUCUACUUUGCUUCCGUUAGAGCUUACAACACUGCUGGGACAGGGCCCUCAAGUGCCCCAGUCAAUGGGACCACCAAGAAGUCUCCUCCAAGCCAACCACCAGCUAACAUUGCCUGGAAGCUGGCAAACUCUAAAUUAUGCCUAAACUGGGAGCAUGUAAAAACCAUGGAAAAUGAGUCUGAAGUAUUGGGCUACAAGAUUCUGUACCGGCAAAACAGACAGAGUAAAACUCAUAUUUUGGAAACAAACAACACAUCUGCUGAGCUUCUGGUUCCAUUUGAAGAGGACUACUUGAUUGAAAUAAGAACAGUUAGUGAUGGUGGGGAUGGAAGCAGCAGUGAGGAAAUUAGGAUUCCAAAAAUGUCAAGUUUGAGUUCCAGAGGAGUUUCAGUCUUAGAACCUAGCAUCCAUUUUCUGUCAAUUGUCAUCAUGAUUUUUUACUGUUUUGCUAUUCAGCCUCUUAUAUGA